GUUCAGUUCAAUGCGGAAGAAAAACACAGACGAAGCUUAGUCUGAAUUCUUGAGAAACUUACACAGACCCGAGGCAAGUUUCCAAGUUUCUGCAGGUUUCUCCCUGAAGUGUUUGACCUGCCAGGUCAAAAAACAUGUGGCCAAAUCAAGGACCUCCCCCUCCAGUGGGACCACCAAACCCUGCCUACCCUCCUGGUUACAACCCUGCAUAUCCUACUGCACCUGCUUCAGGAGUCUUCCCCCAGCCUCCAAAUCCAGCUUACCCAUCUGGCCAGUACCCAGCUGGUAUGAACCCAGCUAUGGUACCAAAUGCACCUCCUGGGGUGAUGCCUUAUGGAGCUCCAGGACCUCAUCCUUACCCUAUGGCUCCAGGUGGAUAUCCAGUGGUCCCUCCUGGAGGUGUUCACCCAGGACCAUACCCACACUCUCCAAAAGGGGGUCACCAUAAAGGUCAUCAUGGAGGGAUGAAUCCAAUGGCUGGAGCGUUAGCCGGAGGAUUGGCAGGAGCGGGAAUGGGGAUGGUUGGACACAAAGCCCACAAAAAGAUGAAGAAGAAGAUGAAGAAAGGACAUAAGAGCCACAAGCAUGGGCACCACAAACACGGCAAGUCCUCCAGCAGCAGCAGUAGCAGCAGCAGUAGCAGUGACUCAGACUGAGACCACCAGUUCGAAAGACACGGCUUUCUCAGAAAUGCUGCUUCACAAAAGAGCAGCCUCAGUAUAAAUCAUAAACACUCAAACACAAUUGUUUUCACUUUUAACAGGAUUUAUGGAAAAUAUAGUAUUUUAUCAUAUCUAUUAUAUGCUACAACACUAAAAAUGUAUGCAUAGGAUGUGAGCAUCCACACAGCAUUAAUCUUUAUUGGCACUCUAACAUUUCAUGAUUUUUAUGGUGUUCAUGUCAAACUUUCUGUAUUUAUGUUUUCUGUUUAAUAGUAAAAAUACAUACACUAGUGUGCAAACAUAUUGAAAUAUUCUGAAGAGGGAAUACAGCAAUCUGCACACAACUUUCUUAAUAGACAGAUUAAUCUUCGGAUUUUAGAGAAAAUCUAACAUUGUGAUUUAGUAAAACCAAAAAAAAUGUAAAUAUGUUUUUUCUUUCUCAGAAAGAUUAACUUAGAGGUGGAGAUGAUACUGAUGAAUGUCUUCAUUUAGGCCUACUGAUUUUUUUUUCUUUUUUAAUUUUAUGUUUAUCACUGUACAUGACUGCAGAAAAACACCAAUCUUCACUGCUUUGUAUCUGCACUAAUUGUAAUUACAUAUAAAGGACCUUCAAUUAAUCCUGCUUAAUAAAUACGUGUAAAUGAGAA
Molecule: messenger RNA, 1309 nt
Organism: Seriola dumerili (greater amberjack)
Lineage: Eukaryota; Metazoa; Chordata; Actinopteri; Carangiformes; Carangidae
Gene: prr13
Product: proline rich 13
Exons: 4
Coding region: 135-656 (173 amino acids)
Source: RefSeq, a predicted model, not a curated record